Molecule: messenger RNA, 1656 nt
Organism: Daldinia loculata
Lineage: Eukaryota; Fungi; Ascomycota; Sordariomycetes; Xylariales; Hypoxylaceae
Exons: 2
Coding region: 1-1656 (551 amino acids)
Source: RefSeq, a predicted model, not a curated record
AUGCACCAGGAAAGAAUAUGCCAUUGGCUUGGCCGGAGGACCUGCACGCAUAAUAGGACAUUCCUCGAUCUCCCGGCUCCCAUCCGACGGCGAAUCUAUGAUUAUGCAGGUCUCUUCAGCGGAAAAUCGAUCUAUGUACACUCAUUAAAGCAACAUCACGAAGACCUUGACGGGGAAAAUCAUAACAAGAAAAUAUUCGAAAGUGACCCUUGCGACUGGUGUGAUACGCUCCAUUUCACAUUCCGCCUCCUUCAGACUUGCAAAGCCGUCUAUGCCGAAGUUAGUGCUGUGGUCUACUCUGAGAAUGUCUUCCUCGUUCCUUACCGGGCCGUAGAUGACGGUCUCCGUAUUCUCGGCAAUAUUACUCCUCAUGCUUGCAACAAGCUGACCAACUUAUUCGUGCAUCUUAGCCGUGUUGGCUACUGUCCCGGAAAUUAUAUCUUGGACGAUAUAAAGAUCGAGCCUAUUCGAAAAAGUCGCGUUGCUGCGUGGCAAAAGGCUGCAAAGCAUAUUCUCACAUACUCAAAUCCUCAGAAGCUUAGCUUAUACUUUAUCUGCAACGUAUAUCCGCAGAUGCGUAUCGUCCCUGAUGUGCUGGCACCUUUUCAUGAUUUCCCCGGAAGUCUUAAGGACUGCGCCCUGCGUCUUAAUUAUAGUAAAGAUAAUCACAGCAAAGAUGAUCUCUAUUAUAUGGCGCGACAAGCAGCCAUCAUAGUGUCAGACAAACCUACUCAUCUAGAUCAGCCUUUCCGGUUCCUUGAUCUUCCGCAAGACCUCCAGCAGUCAAUACUCAAAUACACCGAUCUAAUCACCCCUACGAACGAGGUCCGGUGGAAUCCACAACGUGGAUUUUAUUAUAAAUUUCCUAGAGAGGAAUUGUCUGCGGAAUACUACGACCGUCGUGUAUUUCAAUAUUGUGCAGAUUAUCAUUUCGAGCUUGGAUGUUUUUGCAUGCGUGAUCACUGUGUUUACUCCUCUCGCUGCCGAUGCUGGCGUCCCCCGCAGGCCUUAUUCCUUGUUAGUCGAGCCAUGUGUGAAUCAUCUCGAGCCGUUUUCUAUUCCUAUAAUCGCAUAAUUAUCAUCCCGCUCGUGGGAAUAUGGAAGGGCCGCUCACCCCUCUUAGCUGGACUCGAAACCUUUAUAUUCAUCACGAAGUUUCUUAAGCCUGAUACACUAUCUUAUCUUCGUUACUUGGAGUUAGUAUGUCCACCUUUUCAGACGCAUGACCCUUUGACAUCGUCGGAUCCCGUACCGUACGUUCACUGGCAGAGUAUCAUCGACUCCCUUAGAACCCAUGCAAACCUCCCCGCCUUAACAAUAGCCGUCUAUAUGACUCGCUUUGAACCGCCAAUAUACAGCAUAGGUAAUGACAGUCGUCAGAGGGUGACCGAUAAAGCAUUUGAAGAGGGCAAUUUCACCAUGGAUAGCGAUCAAGAUUUGACGCUGAGACCCUAUCUGGACAUUCUGCUGCCCUUUCGAUCGCUGACACGUAUGGGACGGUUCUUUGAGAUCAAUUGCCGUCUGUCAGAAGUGGAAAUGUGUCUCGAGCAGAAGGUAAUGGGCAGUGGGUACGACAGCAGAGCGUUGGGGAAAGCGGACAUUAAACUUAGCCAAUGGCUCCAGGCCGUCAGGUCCUAUUUUAGGGACUCACAUUGA